Messenger RNA from Dendronephthya gigantea, 1878 nucleotides. RefSeq names its product chromatin assembly factor 1 subunit B-like. Gene Ontology annotation, molecular function: protein binding. Lineage: Eukaryota; Metazoa; Cnidaria; Anthozoa; Malacalcyonacea; Nephtheidae. Gene Ontology annotation, biological process: DNA replication-dependent chromatin assembly; nucleosome assembly. Bases 1 to 1878 code for a protein of 625 amino acids. The transcript has 10 exons. Gene Ontology annotation, cellular component: CAF-1 complex; nucleus. The record is from RefSeq and is a predicted model, not a curated record.
AUGUAUUUUGAUAUAUACGUUUCGUCCAGACUAAGUGAUAAAUUAGAUAAUAUUGAAUAUCCAACGCAUGGACACAUUUCAUAUUUCUCUAGAGGUCAUAUUGAAGACGUGUAUGACUUAGCUUGGUCUCCCAAUGGAACUCAAUUGAUUUCAGGAUCUGUUGAUAACAGCGUGAUAAUUUGGGAUACUAACAAAGGAGAUAAGUUGAGGAUACUAAAGGAUCAUCGUCAGUAUGUCCAAGGGGUAUCAUGGGAUCCCUGUGGUACCUAUGUUGCGUCAUAUUCGUGUGACCGCACGUGCCGUAUUUACAACACGUCCAACUACAGAUGUUGUUUUAAUAUUAAUAAAGUGACUCUGCCGAGUUGUGCCAAAAGUGAAACCGGAACACAGAGUUCAAAACAAAUCAAAAUAUUUCACGACGAGACAAUGCCGUCCUUCUUUCGCCGUUUAACGUUCUCUCCAGACGGUUUACUUCUAUUUGUCCCAGGUGGAAAAUUUGAGGUACAGGAGAAGAUGGUGAACACGACUUUUGUUUUCACCAAAGCAUCCAUGAACAAACCAGUCAUGUAUUUUCCCGCCAAGAAGAAACCGACCAUUGCAGUGAAGUGUUGCCCGGUACUCUUUGAGCUUCGAAACACAGGCAAAAAUUCUUGCGAAAGCAACAAGUCUGUUUUUAAGCUGCCGUAUCGCACUGUAAUAGCUGUUGCAUCUUUGGACAGCGUUGUAUUGUACGACACUCAACGAACGUUGCCGUUUGGUUUUCUUUCAAAUAUGCAUUACGCUUCAUUGACGGACAUCGCUUGGUCCGGAGAUGGUAGAAUCCUUGCGAUUUCCUCCCGAGAUGGUUAUUGUUCUUUGGUGACAUUCGAUGAUAACGAGUUGGGUGUCCCCUACAGUCAAAGAGCGAGGGAAAUAAUCGAGAAUUCCGCAGUUCCCGCCAAAGAAAGCAGUCCAAAUAGACGAAUUAUCACGACGCCGAGGUGCAAAACACCAGACUCUGGUAAAGACGAACGCACACCUCCGAAGAUAGAAAAGCUCUCAAUCAAAAACUUUGUAACAGUCAACGCACCGAAAGCUAACUCCAGCCAAUCAGCAAGCGUACAGAGCUCAGUUAAAACAGACAACGCUCAAAAUGACGGGCGGAGAACUGCGGAACCUGCUCCACGCAGAGUCGGCUUCGUCACCGUGAAGCCUUCGAUGCCGGUGCCAUCUUCGACCAUGGGUAAUAAUUCUGCCGCUGCUAUGACAACGGUUUCCAUGGCAACUCAGUCACGGAGGGUGAACUUUACGACGCUGCAACCGAAAGGAACAGCGUCAUUGGAAAAUGAUUGUAAACAUUUGAGUACAAAUAGUUCUGCAGGCGAAGAAGUAAUUUCGGGAAACCAGCCUCGCCGGGUUGGAUUCGUCACCAUAAAAUCUCCACAAGAUUCGCGGGUACCCCACACAAGUCCCACCAAUCCUUCGAGCCAGAAUACAUCGAAUUCCCCUCCGGGGGGUGAGCCCGUGAAAAGCGCCCACGAACCACGUCGAGUUAACUUUGUAACUCUCAAAUCACCAGAGAACUCGACUAUGCCACCACGAGAAAUACUCGCCAUAUCAACAUUGACGAACCACAGUGGGUCAGACACUCCUACCGAGAGAGAGGGGUGCGCUUCCUUGACCCAACCCCCACCGCCCAGAGUCAACUUUGCAACAACAGAGGUUCCCUCGCCUCCCACUGAGAAGGCGACCCUGCAGACCGUCAGUGAAACGUCCAACCAAAGUUCUACAAUUCAUUCAACAAGCAUGGCUAGUACCAGUGUUAAAGCUGCUCAGGACAACAUUACGAGAGAAGGCAGACCACCAGUACCACUGGAGCCUGAAGUUACUAUUAUAUAA